Molecule: messenger RNA, 3820 nt
Organism: Toxotes jaculatrix (banded archerfish)
Lineage: Eukaryota; Metazoa; Chordata; Actinopteri; Toxotidae
Gene: vars2
Product: valyl-tRNA synthetase 2, mitochondrial
Exons: 30
Coding region: 229-3561 (1110 amino acids)
Biological process (GO): valyl-tRNA aminoacylation
Cellular component (GO): cytosol
Molecular function (GO): ATP binding; aminoacyl-tRNA deacylase activity; valine-tRNA ligase activity
Source: RefSeq, a predicted model, not a curated record
UCCGCCAAAAAACAGCAUGUUCAUGCCGAGAAUGAAAGAAAAAAAAAUAUUAUUGAAGAGCAACAUGGAUUGACGCAUGUUUUACGAGGAUAUAGAAUGAUGUAAUAUUUACAUAUAAUUAGCAACAUACUAGAAAUGGACUUUGUCGGGAUUUUCAGUGACGAAGUAGCUAAGAUAGAAGGUCGUUACUGACACCUCUGUGUAUUUAAAACACAUGUGUCACUGAAGAUGUGGAGGGCAGGUCGUGUCCUUGGUUUGAGAUUGGCAGGAAAGGAAAGGGCAGUCAGACUCUGUUCCAGCCACCCACCAAAACCUUCAUCAUCCCAGCCAAGUUCCUCUCCGCGGCCCAGAGCCGAGAAGCAGAGGCGUAGACGAGAGCGAGAGGAGGCCAUACUGUCAAGUCAGCACAGUAUAGCUGAGGAUGAAUCUGUGAAGUGGAGUGAGAAACAGAAGAUAUUGUACACCGCUCAGACACCUCCUGGGACGAAGAAAGACACCAGUUUGCCACUCCCGCCCUCAUACAGUCCAGAGUAUGUGGAGUCCAGCUGGUAUCAGUGGUGGGAGAAAGAGGGACUCUUCAGUCCAGAGCAACAUGAGAGGUUAUCUCACGCCGUGGAUCAGACCUUCUCUCUGUGUAUCCCUCCGCCAAACGUGACGGGUACUCUGCACCUGGGUCACGCUCUGACCGUAGCUGUAGAAGACGCCCUGGCUCGAUGGAGAAGGAUGCAGGGCUACAGGGUACUGUGGGUUCCUGGAUGCGACCAUGCAGGUAUUGCAACACAGACAGUGGUGGAGAGGAGACUGCUGAGGGAAGAAGGGAAGCAUAGACAGGACUUCACCAGGGAAGAGUUUCUACGAGAGGUGUGGAAAUGGAAGAACGAGAAAGGAGAGGAGAUCUACCAUCAGCUGAGGAGGCUUGGAGCUUCUCUGGACUGGAGCAGAGCAUGUUUCACCAUGGACCCAGUAAGACCACAUGCAUCCAGCAUCUCUGUUGUUUUCUGCCAUGUGACCUGUGUGAAUGUCAGACAUUUUCAACCCCUACUCAUCUUUAUAAAGGGUUUCAGCAGAGCUGUGACUGAGGCCUUCAUCAGACUAUGUGACUCUGGUCUGAUUUAUCGCUCAGAGGGUUUGGUCAACUGGAGCUGUGCUCUGGAGUCUGCCAUCUCUGACAUAGAGGUCGACUCAAAGGAGCUGCCUGGGCAGACCAUGCUGUCUGUUCCUGGUUAUGAAAACAAGGUGGAGUUUGGAACGAUGGUGACCUUUGCAUACCCCGUAGAAGGCCACGAAGGAGAGGUGGCGGUGUCCACCACCCGUCCCGAGACGAUGCUGGGAGAUGUGGCUGUUGCCGUCCACCCAGACGAUCCUCGAUAUCAGGCUUUUCACGGGAAGCAGUGCCGACACCCCUUCACCAACAGACUCCUGCCCAUCGUCACUGACCCAAUGGUGGACAUGGAGCUCGGAACAGGUGCGGUGAAGGUGACUCCGGCUCAUGACCACACUGACUUCCUGCUGUCACAGAGACACUCACUGCCCCGUCUCACUGUGAUUAGAGGAGAUGGAACCAUGUCACCCCCCUGUGGACAGUGGCUGGAGGGAGCGAAGCGUUUUGAUGCCAGGCAGCUCAUUGUGGAUGCUCUGGUUGAGAAGAAGCUAUUCAGAGGAAAGAAGAGUCAUCCUAUGACUUUACCUGUUUGCAGCCGUUCAGGAGACAUCAUUGAACCUCUUCUGAAGAAGCAAUGGUUUGUCCGUUGUGGUGAGAUGGCUAAAAAAGCCAUCCAGGCGGUGGAGGACGGACAGCUGGAAAUCAUUCCUCACUUCUACACCAAGACCUGGAAGCAGUGGCUGUCCAACAUCAGCGAUUGGUGCAUCUCCAGGCAGCUUUGGUGGGGUCAUCAGAUCCCGGCUUACAGAGUGGAGCUUCCUAAUUGCACCGAAAAAGAAGAGGAGAAGUGGGUUUGGGGACAGAGCGAGGACGAGGCCAGACAGAGAGCUGCCGUCAAAUACGGAGUGAGGCCGGAAGCCAUCACUUUGACUCAGGACCCUGAUGUCCUGGACACGUGGUUCUCCUCAGGGCUCUUUCCCUUUGCGAUGCUCGGCUGGCCAGAACAGACCGCUGACCUUCAACGUUACUACCCCAACUCCAUCCUGGAGACAGGCAAUGACCUCAUCUUCUUCUGGGUGGCAAGGAUGGUAAUGCUGGGCACAGAGCUGACUGGACAGCUGCCCUUUAAGCAGGUUUUAUUCCACUCUCUGGUGAGAGAUAAACACGGCAGGAAAAUGAGUAAAUCUCUUGGAAAUGUCAUCGACCCACUGGACGUCAUACACGGAGUCUCUCUGGAGAGACUUCAGGAGAAAGUGAUGGAAGGGAACCUUGACCCCAGGGAGCGGCUGGUCGCCAUGGAAGCACAGAGGAAAGACCUCCCCAAGGGGAUCCCCCAGUGUGGGACUGAUGCUCUGAGAUUCGCCCUCUGCUCUCACAAGAUGCAGGGAGAAGACAUCAGUCUGUCCAUCUCUCAGGUCCUGAGCUGCAGACACUUUUGCAAUAAAAUGUGGCAGACGCUGAGAUUCACACUGGGAGUGCUGGGGGACAACACAGCACCAGUGGGAACACUGGAGGAGACGACUCCUCUGAGCAGCAUGGACCGGUGGAUCUGCUCUAGACUCUACAGCACAGUAUUACAGUGUGAGCAGGCUUUUGAAGCCUAUGAGCUACACACUGUCACAGCUGCCCUGUACUCCUUCUGGGUCCACAGCCUGUGUGACGUUUACGUGGAGUACGUGAAGCCUGUGCUGGUCCAGCAGGAUGAGGGGGCAGCGGUCCAGCCCGACUCAGAACACAGCGACAGAGCAAGGCAGGUGGCCAGCAGUGUCCUCUAUCACUGUGUGUCUACAUCUCUGGCCUUGCUCUCCCCUUUCAUGCCCUUCAUCACUGAGGAGCUGUGGCAGAGACUCCAGCCAUUCAGACCUGGAGGAGCCGACGCCCAGACCAGCCUGUGUUUACAGCCGUGCCCCCGCUCCUCUCAGCUGGCACACUGGCACUUCCCCGAAGAGGAAGGAGAUUUCCUGCUGGUCCAGGAAGCGAUACGAACGGCCCGCUCACUCCGAGCCCAGUGUGGCAUGACCAAAGAAAAACCUGCGGUGUGGGCAGUGUGUUCACCCAGCCAGGCCCGGGUCCUGCUUCACUUUAAGUCAGCUGUUUUGACCUUAAGCCGGAUCUCCAGCCUCCAUAUCUACUGCCCUCAGACAGCAGACAACCUCCGCUCCACUCCUCCACCUAAAGGAAGCCUCGUUGGUGUGGUGGACCACACGUGUCAGCUACACCUUCACGUUCAGAGUGGACUCAGCGCUGACAAACAGAUCCAGCAGCUCUCCCAGCGCAGAGACAAGCUCAUUCCCAAGCUGGAGGAAAUCCUCCACAGGGUCCGAUCUCCAGACUACCUGACCAAGGUUCCAGCUCAUGUCCGACAGCGCAUGGACAGUAAGGUGUCGGCCUUGCAGCAGGAAGUGAAAACCAUUGAGGACCAGCUGAAGGUGCUGCAACAGACUCAAACAGCAGAGUAACUACAGUCAGCAGUCCAUCAGAACUGAACACUGCAGGACUGCACAGGCUGCAGGAAUCAAUGCAAACAAACGAUGUAUGUGUUUUGUCAAUGUACAGAUGCCAUAAUGGAAGUUUCCACCAGCUUCAUUGGUUGCUCCUUAAAGGCCAGUAUGUGUGUCAUGUCAUGGCCUUUCAAGAACUGUGAUCACAGAUGGCAUCUCUGUUACUAAUCCUUCAUAGUGGUCAUUGCUUUAUAAAAUGAAUGUGUCUUUUUUUUCC